Molecule: messenger RNA, 3768 nt
Organism: Monodelphis domestica (gray short-tailed opossum)
Lineage: Eukaryota; Metazoa; Chordata; Mammalia; Didelphimorphia; Didelphidae
Gene: SPATA1
Product: spermatogenesis associated 1
Source: RefSeq, a predicted model, not a curated record
CUGCGGCGCGCGGCUGCGGGCGGACGGUGGAGGACGGGCGCGCCUCGGGGGCGCGCGCACGUGCGCGCGCGGCUGGCUCGACGCCCCAACCCCCCUCCUCUUCCUCCUCUACGCCUUCCUUGAGAGAGCGAGCGAGCGAGCGACCGGGAGGGAGGGGAGCGCUGGCAUUUACAUGACUUGAAGACAAAAGAUGAAUGGAAUGCUAUCAUUAAGUCACCUAGAGGAUUUAGUGACCCUUAUCAUUAAGUAAUGCUUAAAUGAAAAAGAAGACCACCAAGAAGCAAUUAAAAGCAAUUGUUACUUACUCAGGCAUCAAUGACUACGUCAUUCAAUAGAAGUCGACCUUCUUCAUCAGAGUUGGUGGAACUUCAUGUUUUUUAUGUCCCUGAAGGAUCAUGGAACUAUAAGCUAAAUACUAUUUCAGUAGAAGUUGUCAGUAAAUUUAUUUCAGCUGGAUUUAUAAGGGUGUCACCUCAUCUUACUUUGCAAGCCCUGAGAGAGCAGCUGGGUGAGUUCCUUGGUGAAGAGGCUGUUGCAGAAAAAUUCUUGUUUUUGAAAUGCAUAGGGAACAAUUUAGCUGUGGUGAAGACAAAGCAAGAAAAAGAACUAAAGCUUAAGUCAUUUGCUCCACCAUAUGCUCUUCAACCAGAAUUAUAUUUGCUUCCCAUAGUGGACCACUUAGGAAAUAUUUAUUCAUCAUCAUCAUCCUCUGCUAUGGGAGAUACACAGCAGAAUAAUACUGAUGUUUUUGAGAAUGAUAAAACUACUCAGAAACCAGAUAGUUGUGCAGCAUCUUCAAACAAGGAACAUGAAAAAGAUCCAAGCCCUAUAGAAAAUACUGAUAAAGUUCCUCCCCUCAAGAAUCAGGAAGAAGGUCAAAAGAAUAAUGAAGAAGAACCUGUUGGGUCCCAUGAUGAUUUAAGUCUUGCAAAUAUAGAAACUGGAAACAGUUCAGCCAUUUCAAAAGUCUGUAUAAAAAUGAAUCCCGAUAAAAUUUGGGAAGAAUGUGAUAGUGUUGUUACUUGGAAUAAGGUCAAAGAUCAGGCUCAAAGACACAGUGCUCACAUUUUGCUCAGAAGAAAAGUCAGCCUAAAAGACAACAAGAUUAAAAAAUAUCCAGCAAGAAAGUAUGGAUUUCUAGAAGCAAUUGAUGAUAAGCGUCUUUUUCUUGCACAAAACAAAAAAAGCCAAUUCCAAUGGGAAAACGGAGACAAGAUAACUGAUACCAGUAGAAGAAAAGAAGAUGGGUUAGGUGAUGAAGAUUUUGACAAGCCACCAGGUCCUUCUGCUCCUCCUUCAUUACCACUCCUUGCUUUUGCUCCAGGAAUGCUUGAAAAUUCUGGUUUACAAAAUGAGAAACCUGAGAUGGAACCUUUGCCAUGGAGGCAAAUACUGUACAGCCACAAAGAAAGUAACAGUCAAGGACUCAAGAUUAUGCAACAAAUGAAGCAAGUAAAGGAAGAAAGAUGUCAGUUGGAAGAGACUAGAGAAGAACUGUUAAAAAGAGUUAAAAGUUUAUUUGAACAAAGCAAAAUGAAAAGAUAUCGUGUCCAGGAAGCUUGGAAGAAAAAAUAUUUUGAAACCAAGAAAAUCACAGCUUCUUUGGAGGAAGUUUUAACCAAACUUCAAGAAGAUUUAGAACUUUAUUAUAAAAAAUUGCUCAUGCAGCUAGAAGCUAGGGAGAUCAAGAUGCGGCCCAAAAAUCUGGCAAAUAUGGAAGAUUCAAAGAAUAAUCUAAUAAUCCAAAUCACGGAGGUACAGCAUGCAAUUGACCAACUAAAGAGAAAACUGGACACUGACAAAAUGAAACUCAUGAUAGAAAUUAAGAUGAGAAAACAAGCAAUUUCAGACAUACGAACAUUAAAAAUGGAACUGGAACAGAAGAAAAUGAAGACACCUUUAAGCUCCUAGUCAAAUGUAUUUACUUAGAAGUGUCUUAGUUUUCAAAAUGUUUAGACUUAUUGGAAGACUGUCCAUCCAUUGUUCUUGCUGAUGUUUCUUUAUAAGCCUUGUAUUUCUAUUCCUUUAUUUUUCAUGCUGAGUUUAUGAAGUGACUCACAAAAUGUUAAGCACAGUAUACUUCUCCAGUACCUGGAGGAUCUGUGAUUUUAUCAGAGUGGGUGGUACCUCCACUGAAACAGAUCAUACCUCCUCCACAAGUUGGGAGAUGGAUUUUGAGAAUAGCUUUAGUUUAAAAAAAAAAGGUAGGAAGGAAGGAAAAAAGAAAGAGAGAAAGAAAGAGCAAAGUGGAAAGCUAAGUAAUUUGUUCAGGGCAUUAUUUAGUUAUUUUUGAGUACUUCAAGAAAACUGGAUUUCAUUUUACAGUAAAGUAUUGCAUUAUUAAAUUGCUGGGUUUAAAGAUAAUUCAUCUAAGAAUUAAGAAUAAAGGCCUAUUAUUAGUCUUAGCAAACCACCAUGUCUUGGUACAAAAGGCUACAUUGAUUUUUUUUCAAUGUAACCUUGAUAAUUAAAAGAAUAAUCCUUUUAUUUCAUUUUAACUAAACAGACUAAGAAUCUAAGACUCAGGAAAUUGAGAUUACCAUUUGGAGCACUCAGAGGAAACUCCUGGGAUUAGUAUCCAAGAACUGACUUAUUAACAUAUUUUAGAAGCAUAGAAUCCAUCAGUAAUUCAAAAUAAGUUAUGAAACAUCAUCCUUUUGAAUGGAUGUUCCAGGGCCUCUGCCAUAAGCAACCUUGUAAAUUGGGAGCAGAGAUCUUAAAUAUGAACUAGACCCAGCAAGGAUGGUCAAAUUUUUACUUGCUUUUAUUCUGAUUUAUGGGAAAAACCACUAAGGAAGCCUAGAUUUCUAUUAGCCCAGGGUUCACAGGAAUAGGUUUGUGAUGCCCCUAGACAGUUAUACAGCCAGUGCCAUCAAAAUGGAAAUAAUAAAUUUGACAUUUUCCCGAUGCCUAUAAUGUACCAUAUGAAAAAGCAGAUAGUUCUGAAGUGAAACCUGGCUAAAGGUUUAGAAAAGUUAUAAACAUUAAACUACUGUGUUUUAGAAAUAGAAACAUCAGUUCAUAAACUAAUGUCAUGAGGUUAAAAUUAGAUUCCAAUGUGGGAAAAUAUUGUAAAAUUUUUUUUAAAAAAACUAAGCAAUAAGGUUGCCAAUGAAUAAAUUACAGAUGCACAGAAAAGGAUCUUAGGAGAAUUGUUUCAUCAAGAAUAGCAUAAGAAUAAUAUCAGAUUAUCCGCUAAGUUAUCCCUAUAGUAAAUUUAAUAAUAAUAAAAUUCUUCUUGAAAAUAUCUGUCUCAAAAGCAUAAUUUAGCUAAAAAUGUAGGCAACACCACCAUACUAGUUUAAAAGAUUAUCUUUUAAAUUCUCUAGGCCAACUCUGUAUCUUUUAUCUUAGAGUUACUUGUCUGAAGGUUUGGGAUGAAGCAAAAAGCAAGUAUCACAGGGCACUGAGGUGCUACUUGGAAAUAAGAAUCAUUGACCCAACAGCCCAUCCUUCUUUUAACAAUACAUUGGUCCUAAGGAGAAGACACUAUAUAUCAACCAACUUUAAUAUUAGGCUUAUUGGACAAAUAAAAUUACAGAGUGAAUUGCUUCUCAGAGAAUGGGUAUUUAAAAAAAAAAUCUGUCCUAAGCAAACUAGGCUUUCCUUUACAAGUCUUAGAGCAUUUUGCAUAGUUUAUAAAUAUGUAAGCAUACAUGUUAAUAUCAUGUACAAAAGACAUGAACAUAAUAAAAUUAUGAAAAUACCGGUUUAUUAAGUGACAGAUAAAACAUCUUAUAAAAUAAAGAAGAUUAUUUCAUACUGAAA